Messenger RNA from Linum trigynum, 944 nucleotides. Lineage: Eukaryota; Viridiplantae; Streptophyta; Magnoliopsida; Malpighiales; Linaceae. The record is from the annotation of a GenBank genome assembly.
CCAAAAGCUCAGCAGCUCUUUGACGAUGAAGCGUCGAGGAGGAGGAGGAGCAAUGAUAGUGGCGGUGGUGAUGGCAUGGAUGGCGGUGGUGGGAGUCGGGGAAGGGAAAGCAUUGACGUGCGGGAGCACAUUCUUCUCGGCACUGGUGCAGCUGAUACCUUGCAGGGCGGCGGUGGCACCGUUCAGCCCCAUCCCGCCGAGCGACGCAUGCUGCAAUGCCAUAAGGACGCUGGGACAGCCUUGCCUCUGCGCCCUCGUCAAUGGGCCGCCCAUCUCCGGGGUCGACCGCAACAUGGCCAUGCUUCUCCCGGACAAGUGCUCUGCCAUCUUCGAUCCAUGCGAGAUUAUGAAGAAAUAGGCAGGCGGGAGCUGCUUGCAGAGGGAUGACUCUGAAGUACAAUCGAUGCAGGAGGGAAGGAAUGGAUUGCUUCAUGCAUUGUUAACGAGAAGAUAAUAAUGUAGCUGUGUAUUAACUUUGCAGUAAGUAAUAAGAAAAACAGGUUAAUUCUAGAUAUUACUAAGAUAAUUAACUAAUAAAAAUACAAAAAAAGGCUAUUGUGUUGUCGGCAAAGAUACAGAUUAUCAAGUUUUACAUUACGUGUGUUCAUCAUUAAUAUGAUUGUAAACCAUAACCACAAACCAAAUUGGGAUUCAGAUAUUUGUUUAUUUAUUUAUCAUGUCAGGAACUGGUAGGAAAAAAUCGACUGAAGGCGUAAUUAGAUCACUCUCCUUAGAGUGUUAUUUGCCCCCACUACAAAUUGCUGGUAGGCUCGAGCAAAUCACCCUAGGAGUCCCUUCAAUUUUAAGUCUGGAAGCAGCUAUCUUGCAGCCUUCUGUGUUUAUGAAGUAGAGAAGGAAAACGGGAAGAAGAAGUAAUCUCUCAUCACUAAAAGAAUUAUGACAGUCAUCUAUUUAUAGUUGUAAAAUAAUGGCAUCGGAUGUUA